UUCUUCUAGAGCGUGUGCAUAGGGGCAGAGGGGAGUGAAGUCCACAGUUCCAGUUUUAGUAGAAGCGAGCACAUGUCCACAGUUAGCUCUUCUCCUAGAGGCAGAAGGGGCGCGGGGAAACCACCUGGCGUCGCUCUUCCGAUUGCUGAGCCAGAGCUCCCUUUAAUGCCGCAGGCCGGCGCCCUUCACUGGUAAACGACUGGGGCUGGGCCUCGGCCUGGAAGUGGCGUCCGUCCUCUCCGUGACCUCAGGUCGUAAAUGAGGACACCGAAGCUCGGGGUUGGGCGGGAACCCAGGUGUCGUGACCGCGCACGUCCCGCACCCCCUCCGCCAUGUGUCUCGGGUCCAGCGCUCACUGGAGCGCCUCAGCCCCGACUCGGUGUAGUCGCGAGCCGAAACCUUUGACACCACCCCUUCCCUCCCCGUCCAGCCCACCGACCAUGCCCGCGGGCGUGCCCAUGUCCACCUACGUGAAAAUGCUCGCAGCCAGCUUCCUGGCCAUGUGCGCGGGGGCAGAAGUGGUGCACAGGUACUACCGACCAGACCUGACAAUACCUGAAAUUCCACCGAAGCGUGGAGAACUCAAAACAGAGCUUUUGGGACUGAAAGAAAGAAAACACAAACCUCAAGUUUCUCAACAGGAGGAACUUAAAUAACUAUGCCAAGAAUUCUGCAAAUAAUAUUAUAAGUCUUAAAUUUGUGUUUCUUAAUUUAUUGCAUCAAACUACUUGUCCUUAAGCACUUAGUCCAAUGCUAACUGCAAGAGGAGGUGCUCAGUGGACGUUUAACUGAUAUGCUGAAAUUUAAUUACAGUUUGAUAUUUCCUGAAAACUGCCAAAGCACAUAUCAUCAGCUUCAAGAAUAUGGUUUGGAAGAUGUUUAGUCCUGAAUAUAAUGUGAAAUAGAAUAUUUAUAAGUCCAUUAUAUGGGUUGUCUUUAUUUCAUGUACAUUAAAAAAAUCAUUUAAAACUGAACUAGUUUCAUUAAUUGAAUUUGCUAAGUGGAGUUAUUUCUCAUUGCUAAACUGAUAUUUUCAAAUUCUGAAUCUGUACUAACUUUAGUAAAUGAACACCAAAGUGGUGAGCUUUGAUAAUACAUUUUGUGGAUACAAAAUCAUUAUUGCCUCAUCACUUAGAAUGAAAGCUCAGGGGCAUUGCUCACCUUUUGCGUGAAGAAAAGACCUGCCCUUUAGGGCCAGUUUGUGCUUAAGAGGAGGAUAGACCAUCACUCAGUGGACAUUUUAGAAGCACCGCAUACCUUCCUUUUACAGGUACAGAGUAAGUGGUCUGGCUACUGCUACUGAGGGAGAGAGUCAUGAUUUGAAUCCAAGUCUCCGGUAAAAUAAUGACAUCAUGAAGGUGAAAAAUCAGUUUUACGGUUAUUAAAGUAAAAAUUUACCUCGAGUGAAAAUGCCAUCUUUAUUUCAUUAAGUGCUGGUUCUAAAUGACUUCCACUAAGAUACAUUUUCUUCCUUCUUUGAAGUUGAUCCCCGUUGUGAAAAAUAUACAUUGUAGUGGUCAUGGAAAUGUGCCAUCCAGACUCCCUAACGAAGGCUUGUUGCCCUAGCAUCAGGCAGGCCAGCAGCUUUCAAUGGCCGGUUUCUGGAAGGAUUGCCGUGGCUACAGUGGCCUCGCUUAAAGUCAUGCCUCCUGAAGGGGCCCAAAUGCAAUGACUGUUGGAGGUGAGAGUAGAAUAGGCCUGGCCAUGUCAGCACGAGUGGGUGGGCAACUCUGAUGGGCCCACAACUCCCUCUGGGCUUCAUAGACAUUGUCUUUGGAUCUGCGUUGCAGCUUAACUUCUCCCUCUGCUCAGUCCCGUUUCCUUCUACAGGUAUUGAUCCAAGCGUGCGCCUUAAUAGACACGGUCCGUCCGCACCCCCCAACCCCCGCCACUAAACUGCACUUCAGUGUUUCUUGGAGGAACAAAUCUGUAACAUAUAUGCAUUAAAAAUUAAAAGCAGU
This is a messenger RNA of Saimiri boliviensis boliviensis (Bolivian squirrel monkey), 1961 nucleotides long. RefSeq names its product ubiquinol-cytochrome c reductase complex assembly factor 6 (gene UQCC6). The record is from RefSeq and is a predicted model, not a curated record. Gene Ontology annotation, biological process: mitochondrial respiratory chain complex III assembly. Lineage: Eukaryota; Metazoa; Chordata; Mammalia; Primates; Cebidae. Gene Ontology annotation, cellular component: mitochondrion.